Molecule: messenger RNA, 2169 nt
Organism: Phyllotreta striolata
Lineage: Eukaryota; Metazoa; Arthropoda; Insecta; Coleoptera; Chrysomelidae
Source: the annotation of a GenBank genome assembly
CUCCGGAGCCGAGCCAGUAGUUAACUUGGAGCGCUCGACGCUCGCCGAUUCAGUCUCGUUCCGACGGCGUUUGAGUACGGACGCGCGAUAUCGUUUCUAACUGGCGUGCAACACUUGGUUGUGUUUUUAUUAUUUUCUUUCGCUUUCGAGUAAACCGACGUUGACAGUCCGAUCGAAAGGUGUUCGAAAAUUUUCGGUUUCGAGACGAGAAAUUUUACCGUCACGUCAACGAAUAUAGUUGAUGUUAUAAAACAACAUAUAAUGGUUGCCGAAUUCGUGGGCCGCGGACAAAGUGGUUCUCCUGUAAAUGGUGAAAUUCCACAUUUGAAUUCCAACCUGCCGGCCAAUCACUCGCGCGAAAUGUUGAACAAUCCGAAUCACAGCGGCGAAGAGUUCAAUCCCGGCUACAACAUGUCCUCCGUCAAGCACAAGGAGCUGUUUUCGCAGCGGAAACAGCGCGAAUUCACGCCCGACUGCAAGAAGGACGACAGCUACUGGGACAGAAGGAGACGGAACAACGAGGCGGCUAAGAGAUCGAGGGAGAAGAGGCGAUUCAACGACAUGGUGCUGGAACAGCGCGUCGUCGAACUGACCAAGGAGAACGCCAUACUCAAAGCCCAAUUGGAAGCGAUCAAGGAAGAGUACGGGAUCUGCGGUGAGAACGUCGUUUGCGUUGAAAAAGUCUUAGCCAAUUUGCCAUCGAACGAACAAGUCUUGAGCAUAACGAAGCGACAGAAACUGGCCCAUCCGACUACCCCGUUGUUGUUCAGUUCUCCGAGUCCCAUCCCGACGCCCGUCAUCCACCAACCGGUGAUGGGAUCACCACCGCCCCAAAUGCAACACUCCCACAACGUACUUCACACACCCCCUUCGGCCCAUCUGGAACCGGCUUACAGAGAAUCGGAUUACCACCAUUCUCACUACCAGAUCUCCUACCCGGGCAUCCACUACGAUUCGAACAACGCUCUGAAUCUCUCGAACCGUUCUCGAUCCAGAUCCAGAGUGCAAUCGCCGUUCGAAGUGUCGAGCAAUUCGGGCGACGAAAGCGCCCCGGUCGCUUUGACCACCAACGAAGCCAACAACAGUUUACCUCUGAAGCUGAGGCACAAGUCGCACUUGGGCGACAAGGACGCCGCCAGCGCUCUGCUGUCGCUGCAGAACAUCAAGCAGGAGCCGGGGCCGCGCGCGAGCCCGCCGUGGGACGGCGAAGGGUCCAGCGACGAGAGGGACUCGGGCAUAUCGCUGGGCGGCGAGUGGUCGGCCGCCGCGACGGCCGCCGCGACGCUGCAGACGUUGAAGCAGUCGCAGCUGAGCGUGCAGGACGGCGCCGACGGGGACGCCACCACCAAGCGCAGAUUGCAUUCGGAGAUCGCCAGACUGUCGACGGAAGUGGAACAUCUCAAGUCGAUGAUGAACAGGAAGGAGAAGUGAGCUCGGCCGGGCGCGCCGGUAUAGGGUUUUAGUUGUGAUGUGAUGAAGUGGUUACCAAAAAAUACCACUGAAUUUGUGAUGAUUCUCAAAAGAGAUUGGACAUAUCCGUGCUCCAAAGGAGCAUAUUUAUUUUAUUUUUAGUUAUUUAUUUAUUAGUUAAGAUUGAUUGAAUUGAGGAUAUUUCGACUUGCACAAGUACCGCUUUCCAAUUUGCCAACAUAUUCCUAUGAUGUGCUCUAUUGGCGCUUUUACUAUUGUUACUCUUAAAUGUAACUCACCUAUUAUACUUUUUCAUCUUUUGUGUCUCCCUCAUCAUGAUCAUUUUCGUCGUAUCUUAUGCCAUCAUGCCUAAUUUUCAUUUCAUCAUAUUUUCAUAGGGAUAUAAACGUACCUUUUUACUAUUAGCUAAAAUAUGUGUGAUUUUUGUAAACUAUUUAUCUUAUGUAAAAAUGUAUGUAUUUUUGUUAUUUACCAUUCUCUAGCGGUUAAUAUUAUGUUAUGUUAUCCCAUUAUUGUAUAUUUAUAAAAUAUCUAUUCUAAGACUAGCUGGACCGAACCUCAUAUGUGUAGCAUCAUAUAUUUAUCUAUCCUUAUGUGUAACUAAAUGUGAAAAAUUUAUAAUAAAUUGUCCAGCAUUAAACAUAACUACGACUACGCAUAUUACAAAGAAAAUAUCCAUAUUUUCAUAUUACCGUUUGAUGUAUCCUAUUAAUGUAUUAAAUAAAUAUUUACAUCGUU